Molecule: messenger RNA, 1647 nt
Organism: Xenia sp. Carnegie-2017
Lineage: Eukaryota; Metazoa; Cnidaria; Anthozoa; Malacalcyonacea; Xeniidae
Product: alanine--glyoxylate aminotransferase 2, mitochondrial-like
Biological process (GO): glyoxylate catabolic process
Cellular component (GO): mitochondrion
Molecular function (GO): pyridoxal phosphate binding; L-alanine:glyoxylate transaminase activity
Source: RefSeq, a predicted model, not a curated record
ACCUUGAAGGGCAAAAUGCAAUGGCUGUGGGAGCAACAACAAAGCUACUUGGAUCUUUUUGGUGGAAUAGUUACUGUCUCAGUUGGACACUGUCAUCCGAAAGUUAACGAGGCAGUCAAAGCUCAAGUGGACAAACUUUGGCAUACAACACAAAUAUACAUGCACCCAAACAUUCAUGAAUAUGCUGAGAAACUGACUGAGAAAUUUCCUGGUAAUCUAAAGGUUUGCUUCUUUGUAAAUAGCGGAUCUGAAGCAAAUGACUUGGCAAUGUUUCUUGCACGGCACUACACAAAGAGCUUUGACUUUAUUUCAUUGAGGAAUGCAUAUCAUGGAGCUAGUCCUUAUACCAUGGGUAUGACUGCUGUUGGCACAUGGAAAUUUAACCAUCCGCUUGGAUUUGGUACCCUGCAAACAAUGAAUCCUGAUGUUUACAGAGGAUUAUGGGGUGGGUCAAAGUGUAAAGAUUCAAUUGCACAGACCACUAGGAAAUGUAACUGCUCUGAAGGACACUGCGAAGCAACAGAUAAUUACAUUGCCGAAUUUGAAGACAUGUUAAGGCACUCAUGUGGGAAAAAAGUAGCAGGAUUUAUAGCAGAAUACAUACAGGGUGUAGGUGGUUCAGUCCAAAUGCCACGGGGAUUUUUACCAAAGGCAUACAAAUUGAUUCGCGACCACGGAGGUGUCUGCAUUUCCGACGAGGUUCAGACUGGUUUUGGUCGUUUGGGUACGUCAUAUUGGGGAUUUGAAGAAGCGGGUGUUAUUCCAGAUAUAGUUACAAUGGCAAAGGGCAUCGGUAAUGGCUAUCCACUGGCAGCUGUUGUCACAACUCCAGAGAUAGCAAGCGUGAUGGGUGAAGCCCUUCAUUUCAAUACGUUUGGUGGUAACGCACUUGGUUCUGCCGUCGGAAUGGCAGUUUUGGAUGCCAUUGAAGAAGACGGCACUCAGCACAAUUCUCACGUGGUCGGCACGCAUCUUCUUACCGAAAUGCUGAAACUUCGCGAUGAAUUCGAGGUCGUAGGCGAUGUGCGUGGAAAAGGUUUGAUGAUCGGAAUGGAGCUCGUCUCGGAUAAGGAUUCUAAGAAAGCUUUACCGGCUGAAGACAUUAUCGAAAUUUGGGACGAUAUGAAGGACAUGGGAAUAUUAGUUGGAAAAGGAGGAGUUUACGGAAAUGUAUUCCGUGUUAAACCUCCAAUGUGCCUAACGAUAGAAGACGCUGACUUUGCCAUCUCGGUGAUGCGGAGAUCUUUUGAAAACUAUCACGACAAAAGGAAAUGAACAUGAAUUAAUUUUUAAUUGUACAUAAAUGAUGAAAUCAUUUUCUCCAUUUUUCAAUUUACAGUUUAUGGUAUUAAUGCACACAAGACUGACUUGUUGUUGAUCGACCAUGUCAUGUCUUACAUAAUUAAUCUAGUAAUGUCAGAUACCUGUUCGCACCAGUGAUACGCACCAAUUUUACACCAAAUACGGGAAGAAGAAAUUAUCACAAUCAAUUAUAAUUUGGAUUGGAAACCAUAAUCAAUGCUAUCGAUCAUGUUGAUUGACAAUAUUUGGGUUGACGUCGAUUAACCGAAACUUGAUGAUUUUGCAUGCUAUGGGAUAUCAGUUAAGCAUUUGUUAAGAAAUAAAUUCUAUCUUAUUAAUCACAAA